Messenger RNA from Peronospora farinosa, 1695 nucleotides. The record is from the annotation of a GenBank genome assembly. NCBI's taxonomy places the organism in Eukaryota, Oomycota, Peronosporomycetes, Peronosporales, Peronosporaceae.
AUGACACAGACCGUCAUGAUAGACGUGAAGGAGCACAGAGACUUGCAUGAUCAUGGAUUAAUAGAGUCAAAAGAGCAGGAAGAGAUAGGGAAGAUAGCACCUACUGGGGUCACACAUGCUGCCGUUGCAAUGGGAACGAGACCUCUAACAGAGACGACAGGUAGGGAUGAAACAAUAUCAGUGAUGAAGAAAUGGACGGAUAGUAGUAAAACAGUCAUGAGUCAGACAUUGGGGAGCUCAAUGGCAAUGCAAAGUCCAGUGACAACGCAACAGCUUCCAACGAACUCCAUCUCGACGGAGACUCCAGCAAAAAUUCCGGCUACGACAGAAACUUCAGAGCAGAAUGAUGUGGUGAUGCCUACAAUACAGAGGAGCGAUGGCUUACCAGGUAGUCCACUGAAUAAUGUCAAGACUGAUGCACCUGCUACAGCUGAAUCGAGUACUGCAGGCGCAGUCGUGAAGUAUCCAGAAGAGGCACCCGGUCUCCCAUUUAUAACACCAGCCGUCCCAGGAGAAAGCGCCGAGUCACCGUCAGUUACCACCUCUGCAGGUAAGACUGACAAGACCACCACAUUGCCAGCUUCAAAUAGCAGCAAUAACACAGGGACAGUAUCUCCAGCGAGCGGGGGCGAAGACACUGAUGGGACAAAUACUGCGGGGCAGGUUCACGCGAGCACAAGGGCUGACGUGCCUUUGGACGAAUCGUCAAAGGAUGCCGACACUAAAAGCUCGGACUCGUUCGAAUUUCAAGGCGCGAACACGAAAAACGAGGCAAGCACCAUCACUGAAGAUUAUAGUGUACAGUGCAGCACAAACUGUUCCAAGGGCGACUUAGAAGACAAGUCUAGUAGUGACACGACGCGGAGCAAUGAUGAUGACAGCAGUGGCCUUGCCCGAGGUAUGGUUCAUCCUGGUCGAAUGACGGACGUAUACACACGCUCCGUUCUUUCUUACAGCAUGGACACAGGAUCGAUCGUCGCCAUUGUUGGUGUCAUUGCCGGUAUUGUUGGACUCCUGGUGCUUAUCGCCGUGAUAAGCCGGAAGAAGGACACUGAUGAAGAUGAUGAGUGUCUCCAUCGGAAUGGCUACAACAUGGAAAUUCACUCGAUUGUCGGGCACUUGCCGACCUUCUUGGAGAACGACUCUUUUAUGGAAAGUGGCAACAACGACACCUCUCUUACGGUUGCGGCACCGGCGCAUCAGUCCGACGGUGUGUCUCCUAUAAGUGACGAAAGCUUAGAUGAGAUGCCAUCACUUCGCGGUCGUAUGCUGGUAACCGACCAUUCCGGCGACAUAAGCGGUUUAGAUCGUAACGGGGGCGUAAAGACCGGGAAUGUGCGGAUAUCUUCACUGUUCUCGGCAGGAUCAUCCACGACAAGCGAUAGUGAGAUCAGUUGCUCGUGGAGCUCCGUGUUGGCAUCGGAUUCAGAAAACUUGAGCUCGCGUAAUACGCGCGAUACCUCGCUCAGUGCUUGGUCCGCUACAAACGUGUCACCUUUCGAGAACACUGCCUGCAGCGCGCUUGGACUGCGUGGUAUGACUCGAACGUUAUCCACUGAUUAUCACCAGACGGAUGGCAGCAAUAGCACUCGCUUUUCUCCACGUUUAAUCAACUAUUCCAAUCUACCGGACGAGAAUCGCAGCAUCGCAGGACCUGUUGAAUCCAGAUGCAGUGUCAACAGCACCGAGUUGUGA